This is a messenger RNA of Liolophura sinensis, 1764 nucleotides long. RefSeq names its product radial spoke head protein 4 homolog A-like. The record is from RefSeq and is a predicted model, not a curated record. The coding region runs from base 129 to 1748 and encodes 539 amino acids. Gene Ontology annotation, biological process: axoneme assembly; cilium assembly; cilium movement involved in cell motility. Gene Ontology annotation, cellular component: axoneme; radial spoke. Lineage: Eukaryota; Metazoa; Mollusca; Polyplacophora; Chitonida; Chitonidae. The transcript has 10 exons.
UGGGGAACUCGUCUCAUCUUGCAAUCAAAACGUUAGCAACAAGAUUUGAUAUAACUGCUUUGCCCUGGAAUGCCCAGUGAAUAUUGUUGGAUUGGGUGUUAAGCGUAAGGCAGAUUUUAACACUGAAGAUGUCAGACGCGCAACAAAAUAUCAGCCUGUCAAAUAGCCAGUCGGUCAUCCAGUCGGACCUCAAAAUCAACCCGAAGGAAACAGACUACAUCAAUGCAAAGUCCUAUCUCUUAUCGGCGAGUAGUGCCACGGGACUGAAUUUGUUUGACCAUCUUAGUCAAGUGUUAGCAAAAGUGUUAAGCGAGAGACCAGAAAAUGUAGUUGAUGUGUUUGAGGAUGUGAGCAAGGAAACAAAACGAGCCAAAUUUACCUCACAAGUUGACACAGUUCAAGAUAAACUUGACCAAAGCACAGAAGUUGCCUUAGCAACAAUACAGAAGAAAUUGUUUUCGAAAGGUGAAGGUGAAGAUGAAGCCCCAGAACAAGAUGAGGAAGUGGAAACCCCCUUACCUAACCUCAUGGAGCUAUGCUUCUACUUUGAACAAGCUGCUAUUGGUCUGAACAGGGAGGAAAUGAUACGUAUUUGGCUGGCUUUGAAGACAUUAGUUGACAGUCACCCACUUCAGCAUGUCCGAUUUUGGGGCAAACUUCUAGGCACAGAACAGAACUACAUUGUGGCUGAGGUGGAAUACAGGGAAGGUGAUGAAGAAGAGGAGGAGGAAGAAGAGCCUGAAGUAGACCAAGAAGAUGAAGGUCUUAAAGACGAUGAUGAAGAUGGAGAGGAUGAAGAUCAAGAGGAAGAUGACACCCCCAAGCCAGACUACAAACCCCCACCUGUGGUUCCCAAGGAAGACAACAGAUCAGGAGCUAACAAGAAAACAUACUUUGUUUGUAACGAACCUGGCAAACCAUGGAUCAAACUUCCACAAGUCACACCUUCACAAAUUUCCUCAGCUAGACAGAUCAAAAAAUACUUCACAGGGAGACUCGAUGCACCUGUGGUGAGCUAUCCCCCUUUUCCUGGUAAUGAAGCCAACUAUUUGCGUGCUCAGAUUGCCCGUAUCUCCGCAGGGACUCAUGUCUCCCCGCUGGGAUUUUACCAGUUUGAUGAGGAAGAAGAGGAAGAAGAAGAGGGCGAAGCUCGUGACAACUUUGUGGAGAACCUGGAUUUUGAAGGCAUCCCAGUGCGUGACUUGAUAGACCCCACACUGUCAAACUGGGUACAUCAUGUACAGCACAUUCUUCCCCAGGGUCGGUGUUCAUGGUGGAACCCAGUACAGAAAACUGAGGAGGAAUUUGAGGAUGAAGAUGAGGAGGAAGAGCGCGAAGAGCCUGAUGAGCCAGAACCUGAGGUUGGCCCACCACUCCUCACCCCAUUGUCUGAGGAUGCUGAGAUCUCCAACAUGCCCCCCUGGACAGCCAAGCUCUCCUCAAGCCUCAUCUCUCAGUAUGCCAUUGCUGUGCUCCACUCUAAUCUGUGGCCAGGAGCACAUGCCUUUGCUUUUGAUAAGAAAUUUGAGAACAUCUACAUUGGCUGGGGUCACAAAUACUCAACUGACAACUACAGCCCGCCUGCUGCCCCAGCCAUACAGGAAGAGUUUCCAAGUGGCCCCGAGAUCACUGAGGUGGAGGAUCCCACCCCCGAGGAGGAGGCCGCCUUACGGGCAGCACAGCAAGAGGCAGCCGAGGCAGCUGAGGAGAUGGAAGAGGCUGAGGAUGAGGAAGAAGAUGAGGAUUAAGCAUGAUUGGCUAAGC